AUGGAAUAUAAGUCAACUUUUGAGCUUCGACAGCAGGUUUUGGACCUCCCAACUCACUUGACCUCAAGGGCGAGGGCGGGAAAAAAGAAUAGCAGCUCCAACCCCUCAUGUUUGCCGCAUCCUUUAAAUGCAAACAACAACGGAGCAGUAAUGGAUUCUGAUCCGGAUGACCCCACUGCCCUUGUCCGUGAGCUGCCGGCACUGGACAAACUUAAUGCUCUCAGUGCGUCGUUGAAAAAUGAGGAAGAGGUCCAGAACUACGUGGAGGCAAGAAAUCUUUCUCUGGAGGAUACUGCAAAGUACAUAAUGGCAAACGGAAGUACUGGUCAGAAAAUGUCGUUGUUCCAGCGUCUGAAAGAAACGCUGGUGGGUUUAGACAUGUCUAGCAUCUCGCAGGUAUUGAUGAUUGCCGUGGACAGCAUGUGGGUGCAGGAACCAGAAUUACAGUGCUUCGCCCCGGGUGCCUUAAUUGAGGUGUUGCCGUUGCUGAACAAUACCGUGACACGAGAUCUGUUGAUGGUGACAAGUACAAUGUUAAGCGUCAAAACGGCGGAGGUCCGCAUAGCAUGGAAUAAAUUAUUUUCGGCCUUUAUUGAUUAUCUGAAUAACAAACAGCUUGACAACGAUGUGGUGCCCCUUGCUCUUAAAAAAACCGAACAUGUUGAGCCACAGGAUCAGCGCGAGCUUAGUUGUGACCUCAUUGGUGCUGUCUGCCGCUAUCUCCCUCACGAUAUUGUAGAGCGAAAACUUAUGAACAAAGUGCUGGCGUUAUGUCAGGACACUAACGUGGGAGUGCGGCAACACAUGUGUCAACAACUAGGCAUUGUAGCACGUGCUUUGGGCGUGGAUAUGGCCAAGGAAAAAAUUGCUCCGGAGCUUUUUGAGCUGCUUAACGAUGAAGACCAGACUGUCUCUCGAGCAGCAUUUUCCUGUUUAGUUGAUUUGGUGGAGUUUUUUGGUCCUGCGUACCGCCGCGAGCACCUCUACCCCAUCAUUAAGAACUUUAUAUCGCAUCCACCGGAGGAAGUUGUGAGCCUCAUUGUUGGCGAGUAUGGUAGGUUUCUGUGGGAAAUACGGGCGGAUAUUCAGACAAGUGAAGAUGUCACACUGUUUGCAGGCUUUUACCAGAACGCCGCCUUAAAAGGCGAUGACGCGACUCGCCAUCGGUGUGCAUAUAAUUUGCCCUCCGUUACUGCGUCACUGCCAAUUUCGGUGUUUGCGCUUCACCUGGCUCCAUGCUGUGAAGCGCUUGCCACUGACACCAGCGAACCCGUGCGACGGAGCAUUGCUGCCGGAUUGCAUGAAUUGGUUGUCCUCCUUGGGGAAAAGGCCGCUUUGUAUCUUCCGAAACCCUUUUUAUGGCUUUUAGAUGACUCUCAGAAGAGUGUUUUAAACGCCCUUUCUACUCACUCACACGUCUUGAUGGACGCCUUUGUGAAGCAGCUGAAACCGACGGAGCGCACGGCUUUUUUUUCUAGUGUAGAAGAUGUACUACUGCGACUUGUUGCACGCGCCGAGCGGGAGUGGCGUAUUAUGGACCAUGUCUUGGACAUUCUUUCCACGUACUGUAAGGAAUUCCAAGAAACAAAUUUGUACGAGAAAUUUAUACCCCUUCUUUUAAAAUAUGGGAGAAACGGGGCAUUUUGCCUCAAAAAUCGCUGUGCUGAAAUGUGUAUUAAGAUCGUUGCAAACAUGUCAAACGUCAAUAGUAAGGUUCAGUUCUUUAGCAAACUGAACAACGAAUAUGCGCAUGGUUCUUCGUGUCUUGGGCGCAAGGACUAUUUGCGUUUUGUCAGGGCCGCAUGUUCUUUAUUUUCUCGCCGCUUUAUUCGUGAGAGGAUGCUUGAGUGUUGCUUUGAGCUUCAACAUGACCAUAUGGAUAUGGUGCGUUUAGAACUUGCGCGUACGCUGCCAUGCUUGCGUAGGGUUCUCGAAUUGUCAACGUCAGGGAGCGCGUUUGAGGAGUACCAGGACAUGGUACACCGUCUGCAGAUGGACGAAAGCAGCGAGGUGCGGGCCUUAACCCAAACCGGAGUGGAGUUAAUCGAACUGCGUGAUCGAGGACUGAAACGUGACGCUGGUAGAAUAAAAUUUGAGGAGGAGAACAGGGAGGAUAGGCGACGCGAGCAGGCGGAGGGGCAGCUGCUGGAUGUAGCGAAGGAGUACGAUAAGGCAGAGCGCCGCUCGAAGCUCCGCGACCUGCUGAAGACCGAGCGCGAGAAGGAGCAGGCGGAGUUAGUGCGCAAGAGUGGAACUGUCAGGCGUCUGGUAAAAGGAGCAACGGUCCAGGCAACGCCCACCAAGCUCUCGCGCCCAAUACCAAAGACACAAACGACAUAUUCCGGAGGUGCCACCUUUCAGAAGAAAGUGCAGCGAUAA
Messenger RNA from Trypanosoma cruzi, 2379 nucleotides. RefSeq lists its product as uncharacterized. The transcript has a single exon. Lineage: Eukaryota; Euglenozoa; Kinetoplastea; Trypanosomatida; Trypanosomatidae. Gene Ontology annotation, molecular function: protein binding. The record is from RefSeq and is a predicted model, not a curated record. Bases 1 to 2379 code for a protein of 792 amino acids.